Messenger RNA from Aspergillus sclerotioniger CBS 115572, 2093 nucleotides. Its product is annotated as phosphoenolpyruvate synthase. The transcript has 2 exons. Lineage: Eukaryota; Fungi; Ascomycota; Eurotiomycetes; Eurotiales; Aspergillaceae. Gene Ontology annotation, molecular function: pyruvate, water dikinase activity; ATP binding. Gene Ontology annotation, biological process: phosphorylation; pyruvate metabolic process. Bases 1 to 2085 code for a protein of 694 amino acids. The record is from RefSeq and is a predicted model, not a curated record.
AUGGAUGGCAUCAGCGAGCAUCAACUUUUCGGUGACUUUGAACAUAUCGGACGUAGCGAUGGCCCCCAUGUUGGCGGCAAAAACUCCUCUCGGCCAAAGGAGUCGCUUGCCUACUGGCAUUACAUCGAAACCAACGGUAUCCGUGCGGAGAUGUCCCGUCUCAUAGCAGACUGGGAAUCGGGAAAGGCUCAUCUCGCCGAGACCGGCCAAGCGGUACGCAAGUUGUUCCUCCGGGGCAACUGGCCAUCCGACGUAGAGACUGCUGUUCGCUCUGCAUAUCGCCGGCUCUCUACCAAAGCAGGUGUCGAGAAUCUCAGCGUGGCUGUCCGAUCCAGCGCGACGGCAGAGGAUCUCCCGGACGCCAGCUUCGCCGGACAGCAAGAAUCAUACCUCAAUAUUGUGGGCGAAGACGCCCUCCUGGAUGCAUGUCGGCGGUGCUACGCAUCUCUUUUUACAGACCGGGCCAUCAUCGAUAAAAAGCGUGGCGACAAGUCCGUCAAGAUGAUCUACGGCAAUGGGCAGACCCCAACCCGAAACGUACCUACCUCCAAGGCCGAGCGCGCCGCCCUGGUCCUCACCGAUGCGGAGAUUCUGAAACUGGCGCGUUGGGCCUGCACGAUCGAGAAACACUAUGGCUGUCCCAUGGACAUGGAAUGGGCCAAGGACGGUCUCACCGACGAGUUGUUCAUAGUCCAGGCCCGACCGGAAACCGUGCACUCGCGUCGCGAUGCGACAACCGCUUUCAAGACGUAUCGGAUUGGCAAAAGAGGCCGCAAGCUGGCCACAGGGUUGGCCGUGGGCGAUGCCGCCGUAUCUGGUCGGCUCUGCCUGAUCGAAUCUGCGCACGAGAUGGACAGAUUCGUCGACGGCUCCAUUCUAGCCACGUCCACGACUGACCCGGACUGGGUGCCGAUUAUGAAGCGCGCCGCGGCGAUCAUCACCGACCAUGGUGGACGAACCUCCCAUGCAGCCAUUGUCAGUCGCGAGAUUGGCGUCCCGGCAGUCGUGGGGACCCAUAAUACCACCUACGUGCUACACUCAGGACAAGAUGUGACUGUAUCAUACGCCGAAGGCGACCAAGGCUUCGUUUACGCUGGCGUCGCGGAGAUCAGCACCGAGACAGUGGACAUGAGCGGACUGUCAGCCGGCCAGACGAAGGUGAUGCUGAACCUCGCCAAUCCAGCAGCCGCAUAUCGCUGGUGGCGACUCCCUGCUGAUGGGAUCGGACUGGCCCGGAUGGAGUUCGUGGUGACCAACGCCAUCCAGGUUCAUCCGAUGGCGCUGGUGCACUUUGACCAGCUGCAGGAUGCCCAGGCCAAGGCUGAGAUUGCCCGACUCACGGCCGGGUACAACCACAAGCCGGAUUACUUCGUGGACAAGCUGGCGCACGGGUUCGCGGCGCUCUGCGCGGCCGUCUAUCCCAAACCGGCGAUCCUCCGAUUGAGUGAUUUCAAGACGAAUGAAUAUGCCAGUCUCAUCGGCGGGGCAGAGUUUGAGCCCAAGGAGGAGAACCCGAUGAUCGGGUUCCGCGGGGCGUCGCGAUACUACUCGCCGCGAUAUCGCGAGGGAUUUGCGCUGGAGUGUCGGGCCAUCCGGCGGCUUCGUGAAGAGCUAGGGUUCACGAAUGCAGUGGUGAUGAUCCCGUUUUGUCGGACGGUGGACGAGGCCAAGAAGGUGCUGCAGGUGAUGGCGAACAAUGGACUGCGACGGGGGGAUCAUGAGUUGCAGGUUUACAUGAUGUGCGAGAUCCCGUCGAACGUCAUCAUGGCGAGAGAGUUUACGGCGUACUUUGAUGGGUUCUCGAUCGGGUCGAAUGACCUGACGCAGUUGACGCUGGGGGUGGACCGGGACUCGGACGAGCUGACUGGCCUAUUUGAUGAACAGGACAGGGCGGUUAAGGCCAUGAUUGCGAAGGUCAUCCAGCAGGCUAAAUUGGCGGGGUGCAAAGUGGGAAUUUGUGGACAGGCGCCGAGCGAUCAUCCAGAGUUUGCGCGAUUCUUGGUGGCAGCAGGGAUUGAUUCCAUCUCGGUGAUUCCUGAUAGUUAUGUGAAGGUGAAAAGAGAGGUAAUGCGAGUGGAGAAGUGAUGUUAUGC